GCCUGGAUCUGGUGCUGGGAAAUAGCAACAGCUUCGGACCGUCCGAAUCACGGGCAUAAAGGGUGGAUCAAGGGGCGAGGGAUGGAAGAGACCCUGACAUCCUUUCGUAGGCGAGCUACUGGACCGGGAAAGGAGGGAGGAGGGACGCUGAUCUGAGAAGGGACUGGGUCUACGGCGGCCUUGCCAGCAGGGCCCACGCCUUAUCGAUCCCAUUGCCCCCUCCUAGUGGCCUAUCCCUACCCACUUCUCCCUGAUGGGGUUUUCUGGGCCCUGGAGGAUGGUUGCUCAUCACACCUCCCACCUCUCGGAACGGACGCCCUCCUCGUGCCCCGAGGAUCCUGCCCCUUGGUCCAGUCCAUUUCUGCCUACGCGUUCCUUAAUCUUCCCAUAUCCCCGACAGCAUAAUAACUGUGUCAGAAAAGCCCCACUCCCUUCAUAAGCCCUCCUACUCUCUCGAGCAUUCGUAAUAAGAAACAAAAAGCCUUUAAGGGCUUUGGGUUUUGGACAUAAGAUAAAAAUGUGCUCACUUCAUAUUUAAUUAGCUUGAUGUGAUGCUGACCAAACCAGCUAGCUCCUGCGAGUCAGUGUCAGCUAUUAAAAAAAAAAAAAGUGGGUGUGGCAUUACCUCAUAGAAUAGUUGGGAGGAUCCCGGUGGAUCUGUAAUAUCUAUAAGCCUGCUUGCUUUUCAUUAAUUGCUGAAAUAUAAGACCUCAAGAGACUAGGACAUCUAUAUGAGUUAAGGCCUUAUACUGUCAUUAUUAGGACAUCGUACUGGGGACCCCCAUACCCCACCUGUAACCUAUGACCUUAUUUACCCCCAGUCUGUAUCUUACAUCCAAGGCUCAGGUGACCUAAGAUGGGCAAAGUACUGAAGGAAGUCUUAACUGAGGCUGCACUCAAUGUUACGUUGGUUUAGAGAGCCCAGCCAGACUAGUGCUUUCCACUGUCAGGAAGGACUUCUAAAAUUAUGAAGGGACACCUGAGCCAUGACAGAGUAGCGGUGGCUGCAGUAGCCUAUAGCAGCCAGAAUGUCUUUUUUUUUUUUUUUUUUAAUUUGUAAAAUAAUAAGCUUUAUAUUUUAAGGUUUCUGCCUAAGGCUUAAGAAGAAUGCUAAUAAUAACUAUCACUGAUAGAAGUGACGCUGGGGUGUGCGCCCUCUCGAUGCAGAGAAAAUCUAUAGGAAAACGGAUACAGGUUUCAUAUCACCCGGGUAGGGCUGUGGACAAUCACUCUUCUUUGAUGUCAUUACAGCUGUUUUUUCCAUGUUUAAGUGUGAGCCCUUUGAUUUAUAUCAGGACCAUGAACCCUGUCUUAGACAUGGUAACUCUCAGGGUUACGUACACACUCAGAGUCCUCAGACUAUGCCCUUCUCUGUUUCUUUUUAAAGGGGGUUGGGGGGAAGAUCACUUAGAUCCUAUGUCUCAGACAUUUGUGCACUUUAUAUAAACAAAUCCUUUCUCUCUCUCAUAGUAGCCCUAGUGAGUAUGCUCUAUUUUCACUAGGUGGUAGACAGUGUAACUCAGGCUUCUAAAAAUAAGUAACCUGACCACAUAGCUUGGUAAGUAGUUUCUGCUCUACUAUUACCUACAAGGCCUAUGACUCUUCUAAUGCAAUAUAGCUUUUAUAUUACCUAGACCUGUUCAACCUGAUAUGUCCUUUGAGGAUGCUUAGACUGGCUGUUGCUGGCAAGGUUAUUGGCAGUACCCAGAACACAGGGAUCUGUGCUAAACAGUAGUAUAGGUAGGCAGGAGUAGUACUGAUAACCUUGUUAAUAAAUGAAUGGAUGUCAUAUAUGUGAGUCAGAGGGAAACCCACUAAAGGAUAACUUACGCUGUAGAAGUUUAAGCAGGGAGCCAGGACCUGGCUCUGAUUGGUCCCAUUCCUCUUGGGUUAAGGUUUGGUUAGUUUUAACUCUCUGGGAAUGUGUUUUCUCAAGUUGCCAGUGUGAUCUCUUAAAAAUUUAGUUUCCAUGCUUUCUACCUGGCCAGUUGACAACUUGAAGAAACAUUUCCUGAUUUUAAAGAAUAAUUUGGCCAGAGAAUGUAUUCAGGCAGAUUUGUUUUAAAGUCAGUCUUCAUCAGCCUUGGCAACUUCAGCAGGGAGAGCUGUAAUGGUUACCCAGUCUCCCCCUUAUUCUCCAGGGUCCUUCCCUCUGAAGUUGAAGUAUUAGAGUCUAUCUAUCUGGAUGAGCUACAGGUGAUGAAAGGGAAUGGCAGAUCACCAUGGGAGAUCUUUAUCACUCUGCACCCUGCCACCGCAGAGGUCCAAGAUUCGCAGUUUGUCUGCUGUACUCUGGUUCUUCGGAUCCCAGUACAGUAUCCCCACGAGGUGCCACAGAUCUCCAUCCGUAACCCUCGAGGACUUUCAGAUGAGCAGAUCCACAAGAUCUCACAGGCACUGGGCCAUGUGGCCAAGGAAGGACUAGGCACUGCCAUGCUCUAUGAACUCAUUGAGAAAGGGAAGGAGAUUCUCACGGAUAACAACAUCCCCCAUGGUCAGUGUGUCAUCUGCCUCUAUGGGUUCCAGGAGAAGGAGGCCUUUACCAAAACACCGUGUUACCACUACUUUCACUGCCAUUGCCUUGCCAGGUACAUCCAACACAUGGAGCAAGAGCUGAAUACACAGGAACAGGAGCAGGAGCGACAGCAUGUUGUUACCAAGGAGGCAGUCGGUGUGCAGUGUCCUGUGUGCAGGGAGCCUCUUGUGUAUGAUCUUGCCUCGCUGAAAGCAGCCCCUGAACCCCAACAACCCAUGGAGCCGUACCAACCCAGUGCAGAGAGCUUGCGCCAACAGGAAGAGCUCAAACGGCUGUAUCAGAGGCAGCAGGAAAAGGGUGGCAUUAUCGACCUUGAGGCUGAACGGAACCGAUAUUUCAUUAGCCUUCAGCAGCCUCCUGCUGCUCUUGAACCUGAGUCAGUUGUAGAUGUCUCCAGAGGACCCCAACCUCCCAAUGCCCUUUCUGCAGAACAAUCUACUUCCUUAGCUGUCCAAUCAACUCUGCCAACUCCUCUACCCAUGGCGACCCAGUAUGUGUAUGAGAAGACUUCGGGGCCUGGGCCAAAUCAACAGAGGCCGGGUGAGACUCAGAAAUCCGUGCUAGAUCCUCCACGACCCGGUCGUGGCUCCUGGCGACAGUAUGAUCGGAGGCACCCAAAAGGAGGGGAGUGCUGUGCCCCAAAAGGUACCAGUGAAAUCCACGAACUGCCACCUCCUGAGAAGCCUCUCAAGGAGACUGUGGACUUAAAGGCAGAACCCCGUAACAAAGGGCUCACAGGUCAUCCUCAGGAGAAGGGGCCUGGUAGCUGGCAGGGCCCCUCAGCUCGCAGGACUCGGGACUGUGCUCGCUGGGAACGCUCCAAAAAUCGUACACCGGGUUCUUCCUAUCCCCAUCUACCUCGGGGCCAGGGAACAUACCGGUCUGGUACUCGCAGGGAGCCCCUGGGCUUGGAAUCUGAGGAAGGUUCCUAGCAGUACUGUUGGGGGACAGGGAAUUGGGGUGGGAGGGAGGCAAUAAAGAUUUGACCUUUGCUUAACAGCA
Messenger RNA from Arvicanthis niloticus (Nile rat), 3538 nucleotides. It is a transcript of the gene Rnf25, whose product is annotated as ring finger protein 25. Gene Ontology annotation, cellular component: nucleus. Lineage: Eukaryota; Metazoa; Chordata; Mammalia; Rodentia; Muridae. Gene Ontology annotation, biological process: protein ubiquitination. The record is from RefSeq and is a predicted model, not a curated record. Gene Ontology annotation, molecular function: protein binding; ubiquitin protein ligase activity.